UGCCUGGCAGAUUUACGAAUCACCGAUCCCCGCGAUGACAAAACGCGCAUUGAAGAGACCAAAGGUAACCUGCUUAAGGACUCGUACUGCUGGAUCUUGGAACAUGCCGACUUUCAGACGUGGCGUAACGAUCCGCAGUGUCGGCUACUCUGGAUUACAGGGGACCCUGGCAAGGGAAAGACUAUGCUGCUAUGCGGUAUUAUCAACGAACUAGAGGAGUUCGCAGCAUAUCACCUAUCAUACUUCUUUUGCCAGGCAACUGAAACAGGACUACAAAGUGCGACGGCUGUGCUGCGGGGGCUUAUCUACAGCCUCGUUAUUCAACAACCAUCUCUUAUCUCUCAUGUGCAGGAGAAGCACGGUCCCGCAGGCAAAGCGCUGUUUGAAGAUAGGAAUGCCUGGACAGCUCUAUCUAAGAUAUUAAAGUCGAUACUUAAUGAUCCUAGUCUUAAAGAUGUGGUCUUGCUUAUCGACGCUCUCGAUGAGUGUACAGAAGAACUUCCACGCCUUCUUCACCUUAUUAAGGAGAUUUCCUCGGCCUCCUACGCUAAGUGGAUUGUGUCAAGUCGCAACUGGCCUAUCAUCGAGUAUGAAUUUGAAAAUUUUAAGCAAAGUAUCAGACUACGCCUCGAGUCGAAUGAAGCUUACGUCUCUGCUGCUGUUCAAAAUUAUAUCCAUUACAAGGUAAACCUUUUGGCGCAAAAGCACGGAUAUACUGAUAUUAUACGAGAAACCACCGAACAACACUUAGUUUCUCAAGCCAACAAUACAUUUCUUUGGGCAGCCUUAGUGUGUCAGAGUCUUAAUAAUAUCAGAAGUGGGAGGGUACUCGACAAGCUUCAAUCUUACCCACAAGGUCUUAAUUCUCUCUAUGAGAGGAUGGUAGACCAGAUACUCAAAUUGGUCGAAGAUUAUGAUGUGCUUCUCUGCAAGCAAGUCCUCACUAUGGUAUCGACUGUCUACCGGCCAGUUACUUUACAUGAACUUCAUUCUCUUAUUGGAUACCCUAAGGAAUUUUCAGAAGACAUCUCGUCAUUUGCAGAAAUAAUACGUCUCUGCGGUUCAUUUCUCACCAUCCGUGGCAAUACGAUCUAUUUUGUGCAUCAAUCAGCAAAAGAUUACUUAACUACAGACAAGGUCUGGUCUACUAUCUCCGCAUCUAGCCCAAGCGAUAUUCAUUAUACUAUUUUUUCUCAAUCGCUCCAAUCUAUGUAUAACACGUUACGACGUGAUAUAUACUGCUUGGGCACUCCUGGAUAUCACGUCGACGAAAUCCAACUAUAUAACCCAGAUCCCCUAAUCGCGGUACGGUACUCGUGUGUCUACUGGAUUGACCACCUCUGUGACUGCGAUAUUGGCCAUAAUCCGAGGGAUGCUCUCCAAGUAGGAGGCUUAGUUGAUAUGUUCCUGCGCCAUCAUUUUCUCCACUGGCUAGAGGCGUUAAGUCUUCUGCGAUAUAUGCCAGAAGGCAUCCUUGCAAUAGCAAGGAUUACAGACCUACUUGAGGCUAGUUUCCACAAUCAGAUUCACCAAGUUUUAAGUUUGGUACAAGAUGCCGGACGAUUUAUUUCUCGGCAUAUAGAGGCGAUUGAAUCUACGCCCCUCCAAGUAUACGUGUCUGCUCUUAUCUUCAGCCCUCUACAGAGUGAAAUACGAAAAAUAUUCAAGGAUGAAGAGCCGUCAUGGAUGCUAUUAAAGCCAGCUGUAGAAGCAGGCUGGGGUCCCUGUCUGCGGACUCUUGAGGGCCAUUACGACUCGGUAAACUCAGUUGUCUUCUCACCUGAUGGCCAGCAGCUUGCUUCAGGCUCAAGGAAUGGUAUAGUCAGGGUCUGUGCUGCAAAAUCAGGCUCCUGUAUACAGCCCCUUGAGUGCGAUAACUCAGUAUUAUCAGUUGCCUUCUCACCUGAUGGCCAGCAAUUUGCCUCAGGUUCAGCGGAUGGUAUAGUUAAGGUCUGGGAUAUAAAGUCCACCUACCUGCAGACUCUUGAGGGUCAUACUAACCCAGUAUUAUCAGUCAUUUUCUUACCUGAUAACCAGCAGCUUGCUUCAGGUUCAUCUGAUGAUACAAUUAAAGUUUGGGAUAUAAAAUUAGGUAUCUGUCUGCGGACUCUUAAAGGCCAUGAUAACUCGAUACAUUCAGUUAGUGCCUGCCCUAAUAGCCGGCGACUUGCCUCAGGUUCAUCUGAUCAGACAAUUAAGAUCUGGGAUAUAAAGUUAGGCACCUGUCUGCAGACUCUUAUGGACCAUGAUGGUCCGGUAUUGUCAGUUGCCUACUCACCUGAUGGCCAGCAGCUCGUCUCAGGCUCAGAGGAUGAUACAGUUCGAGUCUGGGAUGCAGAGUUAGGCGCCUGUCUGCACAUUCUUAAGGGCCAUACUCUCUGGGUAAAGUCAGUUGUCUUCUCACCUGAUGGCAAGCAGCUCGCCUCAGGUUCAGAGGAUACUACAGUCCGAGUCUGGGAUAUAAAGUCAGCCGCCGAUCUACAAACCCUAGAGUGCGAUGAGGACGACGUAUUUUCAGUUAUUUUCUCACCUAAUGGCCAGCUGCUUGCCUCAAGUUCAUAUGAUGAUACAAUUAGGAUCUGGGAUGUAAAGUCAGGCUCCUGUCAGCAGAUCCUUGAGGGCCUUGAUUACUUAAAGAACUUAGCUGUCUUCUCACAUGAUAGUCAGCGGCUCGCCUCAGGCUCAGAUGAUGGGACAAUUAAAGUCUGGGAUGUAAAGUCAGGCAAUUGUCUUCAGACUUUUCCUGAUAGUUGGCCUGGUGGAGAUAUAGCAUUCGACGCAACAGAUGACUCGCAUCUUAUUACUGAUCUUGGAGUCCUAAAAAUUAACGCCCCUAUUAUAAAGACACCACCCGACGUAUUAUCAGGGGAUACAGACUUUCAUCACUAUAGCAUAAACUCUAAUGGAACAUGGAUUACAAAAGAUGAUGAGCCUCUGGUUUGGUUGCCUCAAGAGUAUCGAUCAGAUGCAUCAGCUGUGUUUGGGGCUACAGUUGCCAUUGGGUGUAUAUCAGAUCGGGUACUAGUAAUGCGGUUUUCU
This is a messenger RNA of Trichoderma virens Gv29-8, 3039 nucleotides long. RefSeq lists its product as uncharacterized. The annotation marks the transcript as partial. Gene Ontology annotation, molecular function: protein binding. Lineage: Eukaryota; Fungi; Ascomycota; Sordariomycetes; Hypocreales; Hypocreaceae. The transcript is spliced from 3 exons. The record is from RefSeq and is a predicted model, not a curated record.